This is a messenger RNA of Eriocheir sinensis (Chinese mitten crab), 2590 nucleotides long. RefSeq names its product myosin-10-like. The transcript has 13 exons. The record is from RefSeq and is a predicted model, not a curated record. Bases 131 to 1990 code for a protein of 619 amino acids. NCBI's taxonomy places the organism in Eukaryota, Metazoa, Arthropoda, Malacostraca, Decapoda, Varunidae.
UUAAUACAGGAUUUAACUGAUUCUUUUUAUUCAGGAAACUAACUACAAAGAGACUGUAAUUAAAAGCCUUGAAGCAGCACAGAACAAAUCCUUGCUAGAAAUCAAUUCGUUGGGGGAAAGACUCAAUGAUAUGUGCACUCAGCUGUCCAUGGCGGAGAACCAGAGGAGCAGCAUUGAGCUUGAAAGAGACAGUGUUAUAGAAAAGCUUGAGAGCAGUAAGAAGAAGUUAAACAAAAAGAAAAAACUACUGGAGCAGUUCAAAGAACGGGUUACCAUUUUAGAAACUGAUCUAGAAGCAAGGAACGAAGCACACAUUCAACUUGAAGAAGAAAAUAAAAAUAAGGAAGAAGUCAAUAACAAUUUUGAAAUGGCAGUCAAUGAACUGAACAAGGAAAUCUUAAUGUGUAAAGAUAACAUAAAUGAUCUGACACAAAAACUUGCCUUGACUGAAGAUCAUAGUGCAAAACUUCAAGAAGAAAAAACAAAGCUUGAGGAGGACCUCAAAAAAGCCAGCUCAGACUUGGAGACAAAGGCUCAGGAAUGUGAAAACCUUGCAGAAACAAUCAAGCAGCUGAGAGCCGACACAAAGAAACUUGAAAAAGAAUGUGACGUAAAAGUUAAGAGUGCUUCUGCAGAGACCAAGUCAAAGAGACUUCUAGAUCAAAAAAUAAAUGGCCUGGAAGAAAAGUUAAAGAAAAGCAUAAAAAAUGUUGAAAACCUCGAGGCUGAACUGAAAACAACUAAGAAUCUGCUAAGUGAAAAGGGGAAGGAAACUGAGGCUCUGCAAGUGUCCCUAAAUAAAGCUGUGUGUGAGAAACAAGAAAUUCAACACCGGUAUGAAGCCAAAGACAAGUCGCUUCAGAGUUACCAAAGUUCAACAUCCACCACCUUAGAAGCUCUCCAAAAGGAGCUUGAUAACGUUCAGGAAGAACUUGAGGAGACAAAGAUCAACCAUGAACAGAAAGUGUUGCAGCUCCAGAACCAGUUAGGUGAGGCAAGAGACACUUUGAACUCGUCCAACAUUGCUCAUGAAAAACAGCUUCAAGAAAUUACAAAGGCUUUCCAGGAAGAGCAUGAGACCUCCCUGGCACAGUGUCAAAAGGAGAUCACUACCCUGAAAGCAAAGGUAGAGGCCAUGAUGAGUGAGCUGGAGCAUGCUAAGCAGGAGGCCAGCGCUGCUAUUAAAGAUAAACUACAGAUAAAACUGGAGUCAGACAACAAAGUGAAGGAAAUGGGUGAUCUUUUGGACAUCUAUAAAACUGAUAAAGAAACCAAACUGAAGAGUGCUGAAGAAGAGCUCCUAAAAAGUAGGUCACAGAUUGCACAGCUCAUGCAGGAGAAGGAUGAACUGUUGGCCAAAAUCAAGACUCUGACCCAAAGUUUAGAAGUGGCUGCAAUGGUAAAGCCUGCUGUGACACAGGUGACUGAACCUGAUGAUGCCAACUUGCAUACACCCAGCCCCAACACAUACUUGAACACCUUUGCUGAGCCAAGCCUUCCUCCAGCACCCAGGGCAGUUGCUGCCAUGAGAAAGAUAGAAGCUAAUAAAUUUCAGGGGAACCAGCCAGUUGCUGGUAUUCUUAAGACGGGUCGACGUACUCUUCUGCCCCCUGAGUACCAGAAGCGUGUUGUGUUCAAACCACUGGCGCCCAUCAGAGACUAUGCUUCUGGAGACUCAAGCUCAGAGGCCUGUGCAUUGGAGAUUGCUGACAGUGAUGACCCAUUUGAAGAAAUAAAGCGGGCCAGAAGGCACCCAGCAGGGGUUAGGUCAGAGAAGGUGCCAAGAGCCAAUGUGGCUCCUUUCAUAAGUGAAGCCAAGCCUCCUCAGAAAACAAAUUUGCCUCCCAGUGAACAAGAUAUAGAUGAGGAGGUGAACAGAGCACCGACAGUUGUUUCCUCACGAAGGAAAAGGGGAAGAGGUGAAAAGAAGCAGAAUUUGAAGACAUACAGUGCAGUCAGCCCAAAGAAUAAACAGGCAAAAACUGAGUAGAAGCAGAACUGUAUGAGGGUGAGGGAAUAUGUACUGUAACCCAUUCAUUAGUAUGCUGGACAAAAAAGGUUGUGUUUGUUAUUCUUUGUUAUGCUCAGUGACAGACAAAAUAUUUACUGUAUAAUACUUUACACUGUUAAAAUCUUACCUAUCAUUUUUGUUAUAUAUCACCAAGUAUACCUGAAAAUAACACUCCCAAGAAGUUGCACACCACACUUCUUGAAUAUUUCAUUUUCUUGCCAAGUUGACUUUAUUUAUUUUGUUUUAUAAAGGAAUAUAUUAGCAUUUGAAUACCAAUAAAAAUAUCAGAGCGCCAUUAUAUAUGUAUAUAUGGAUAGAAAUUACAAAUAUACAUACAUAGGGAAUCUCAAGAGCAACUUUAUUUGACUUGUUAUCUUUUGUUGAAACUUGAUGGAUUGUGAACUCUGAUUUGAGGUUCAUAAAAUGUGCAUUAUGCAGACUAUAUUGUUAUGAAGGUAAUCCACAUACCUUAUGUAAAGAAUAUAUACAUGCAUAGAGAGAGACUAUACUCAUUUAUCUACUUACAUAUGUACUUUCUGAGAAAAAAAUAUCUUUGACACCAAUAAAAUACUGAAGACC